CCUGCCUGCUGCCACCCCGAAGCCCCUCUAGCUAAAGCCUGUAGACCUUCCCACUUCAAAAACCGGACUCUAUACUUUUGUCCCAACGCGAACCCACUACUCUCAAGCAAAAUGUACUGUUCUUGUUUCGUCGGGUGAAAAAAUAGUCCAAUGUAUAAGUAAGCUACAAUAGGCAGUAGUUGAGCUGUGUCGGAUAAGUUUUUUUCUUUGCCCACAGUUUUCGGCCCCGCGGCGGGGCAGGACAACAAGGGCAGCCCGGGGGGAGACGGAAACCGUAUGAUGUGGAUCUGGUACCUUCUGCUGGGUUCGGGGUCAGGCUCAAGAACUGUUGAGAGCCAGUCGCUUCCAGGGAACAACUUCACCACCGAGUGCAACAUCCCUGGAAUCUUCAUGUGCGGGGAUGGGAAGUGUGUCCCAGGCGGGCGGCAGUGCGACGGAUUACCCCACUGCUUUGACAAGAGUGACGAGAAAGGCUGUCCUAAGGUCAAGUCAAAGUGCGCCCCAACAUUCUUCGCCUGCACUAAUGGUGUCCACUGCAUCAUCGGACGCUUCCACUGUAACGGCUUCAGUGACUGUCCGGAUGGGAGUGACGAGGAGAACUGCACAGGCUCUGAGUGCUCGGAGACUCGCUUCAAGUGUCGGAAUGGCCACUGUGUGGACCGCAGCUUCUUGUGUAACGGCCAGGACAACUGUCAGGACAACAGCGACGAGGAGCACUGCGUUACUACAGCGGAAGCACCGGGGCAGGACUUUGUGACUCUGGACUAUCGCCUGCGCUACUACCCCAGCAUCACCUACGCCGUCAUCGGGAGCGCCGUCAUCUUCGUCCUGGUGGUGGCGUUACUCGCCCUGGUGCUUCAUCACCAGAGGAAGCGAAGCGUCCUGCUGCCCAGAGGCGUGAGAGGGAGCUCACAUCACCACCACCAGCCCCUGCUGCUGUCCCGUCUGGUCAUUUUGGACCGGGGCCACAUCCAUCCCAGGGGUCCAGGCCUCUCCCCCGGCUCCCCCACCGCAGCGGGCCAGUACAGCUCAACUCCUCAGGCACUGCAUCUGCUGUCUGGGACCCUUUAUCCCGGACUCUCCAUGGACUCACCUCCUUCAUACUCGCAAGCUGUUCUGGAUGUCAGUCGGCCUCCCUGGUUUGAUCUCCCUCCUCCCCCGUACAUCUCAGAAGGAGAGCUUCCAUCAGAGGGCGAGCUGCCUCAGUAUGAGGGCCCUCAGGACCCUUUGAGCCACCCCACAACGCAUCCCCCUGCACCCUCCACACCCAGAACUGUGGCCCACAGUUCCACACAGCCAACUUCCAGCUCCAGAGAGGAGUCGGAGCAGCCUUAGCCCCUCUGUUGGUAGAACUAGUCAGAACUCAGAGACUGCAGGACUGACGGAGCAGGCUGCUGGGCCACGAGGCCAGUACAGUCCACAGGAAAGGCCUGCGAUGGAGAAUCAACAGGGACUGAGAGACUAAGUGAUGUCCUAAACUUCUCCCUACACAUGGGCUGAUAGAAGCACUGGACUGAGAGGAUCUCAUCCUGCGAGACUGAUGUUGUGUGCUGGCUCCCUCUACUGAGGUCAUGGCUGCACUACACCCUCAUCUGCAACACAUUCAUUCAUUUCUCAACAGUUGGCUUUGGUUAACGUGCACUCCCCUUGGAAAUAUUCUCUGUAUGAUACAUUACAGUGACCAUAGCCUGCAUCUCUAAAGAAACUUACACUUAUUAUCAAAAUAUUCAUUAACCUAUCACAUGAUGCUAACUGAAAGGGUUGUGGUUGUAUAGUGUAGUUUAUGGAGUGGUGUUAUUGUCCUUUGUUUAACUCACUUGGGAAGAACUUAGACAGCGCCAUACACCAUUUCACAAUACUCUUACCGUACUUCACAUUUCACACCCACAAUGUUUUCCAUAGUGGGCUUUGUAAGAGAUAAUGUGUUAAAAUUGUAAAUACCUGACUGACAGAUAAAGUAUGUACUUUAUGAGGAUCACUGCUACAUUUGAUGAGUUAAUGUACUUAACUGAUAAUUUUUAGCUAUGGUAUGUUCAUGCCUUUUGUUUUUAAUGAAGUCAACACAUUUUUUAAGAGAAGACGAUACAGUAGUUUGAGUUUUAAAAGUGUAACAAAAACACGUACAAGAGGAGCUCAACAGAGGGAUUUUCAGUCUUGAACAAUGACCUAAUAAUAUGACUACAGUAUGCUGGUUAUAGUACAAAUCAACACUGUGUUACUCUUUCACUGGUACUAAAACUAAACUCAUGUAAGCAAGUGUUUCCGUGAGACAUUUCUAAGUGAGGUGUGGAGGAAUAUUUCUUGUUGUCAUUUGGUUAAAGUCAAACCAAAACCGUGAAAAGGACCAUUGAGAUUUGUUUAAAACAAUACUGAGCAGAAAUGAUAUAUAU
Eleginops maclovinus (Patagonian blennie) is the source of this 2390-nucleotide messenger RNA. It is a transcript of the gene ldlrad3, whose product is annotated as low density lipoprotein receptor class A domain containing 3. The record is from RefSeq and is a predicted model, not a curated record. Gene Ontology annotation, biological process: receptor-mediated endocytosis. Gene Ontology annotation, cellular component: plasma membrane. NCBI's taxonomy places the organism in Eukaryota, Metazoa, Chordata, Actinopteri, Perciformes, Eleginopidae. Gene Ontology annotation, molecular function: protein binding.